AUGGCGGCUGCCAUCUCUAUCAAGCAACAAGCCUCCUCCUCAUCUUUUCACUCGCAGCCAGCCGCAUCGCCAUCCUCUCCGCAGCAGCCUCCCGGGGCCCCUUUAAACCGUGGACGCUCCGGGUCCAGCGUCUCGGCUCCCUCCCCCUCCCUUGCGAACAAGAAUGUCAGUCUGACCUCUGAGAAGAAUGGCCCUGGAAGUGCGACGUGUGAUGCCUGCUAUAGGAGGAAAAGCCGUUGUGCAAUGAAUGAAUCCAUCAACAAGUGCUAUUCGUGCGACUUCCACCGGCAGGACUGCACCUUUACUUUGAGCAGCCAAUUGGGGAAAAGAAAGCUUGAGGAAAGUAGCUUGGAGAAUGAGUCUAUAAAAAGACACGCGGCAGAUAACUCCGUCUCCACGCCGGGAGAGAAAUCAGAAAGACAGACGCAUAGCUCUAGCCACACAGAAUACCACGAAACUCCAUCCUUGACCAGUCAAUAUAUCGGGAUGACGACCGAAUUGGAACCUCUCCUGUUGGAUUACCUCCCCCUGGACCAGAACUACGAAGGAAAAUUAGCAGGUUUGCGAAUACGCAAAUUCUCAGACAGUGGCACAUAUAUGCGGAUGAUCGAUGCCUCUUGUGGCGGCCCAGAAUUGCAAUCAAUCUCGGUAGAGGCAAUCGAAAACCUGGUUACUCCCUUUGGGCCCUCUUUGAUCGAGAAAUUCUUUCAGAACCUUCAUCCUACCUUUCCAGUCUUGCUAGAAGAUAAGUUUCGGUCUCUUUAUCAGACACGGAAUGUACCUCCAGUACUCCUCGCUUCGAUAUACCUUGUCUCUUUGAAAUGGCUGGACCCAGGGCCUGGAAUUCAAACUCUACGGAAACCGGACGCUGCCAGAUUGGAAUCGACAGCUCUCAAGCUUUUGAAUGAUUCAUUUGCUCGCCCUCACAUGUCUACCAUCCAAGCAGGACUGCUCCUUUCUCAAAAAUCAACCCUCUUCUCUCCACGAUUGAUGUCACAAUUGGUGACGGCGGCAUUUGAUUUGGGGAUGCACCAGGAUUGUUCUACGUGGAAGAUUGAAAACUGGGAAAAAGGUCUCAGGAAACGGCUUGCCUGGGCGUUAUACGUGCAGGAUAAAUGGUGCGCCUUGACACACGGACAGCCGUCGCACAUAUUCGCCCAAAAUUGGACUGUUCAAGAACUGUCCCCGGAUGACUUUGAAGGCUGCUACUCAAAAGGCCCAACUGCACAUGAACCACCAGCGCACGGAGCUGGUCCACUCCUCUUCUCUCGGCUUAUUGUUCUCACAACCAUCCUCUCCGACAUUCUUGAUACAUUCUAUACCCUCCGAGCCACCCAAGAUUUCUCCCACGCUGGCGAUCAAUCUACGCGCAUCAUCCUCGAGCGCGCCAAACCCAUCCAAAUCCGUCUCAAAAACUGGUUCGCCCACCUUCCGCCCGAGCUUAAGAUGGACUCCUCCCUCAAUCCCGUUGACACCGUCUGCACUACCGGCACCAGCAUCGCCGCCAACGGCGGCCUGCACCUAGCUUACUUCGCCACCGAAAUCACCCUCCAUCGCUGCAUCAUCCGCUCCAUAAACCCCGCCAGCACUGACGACUAUCUCACGCACAUCUGCCGCUCCGCCGCAAAAACGCGGCUCAUAUCCGCCAUGGACUUCGUCAAUCGACUGCGUCCGAACCACCUACGCGCCUUCUGGCCAGCCGCUGCGCGAACUAAUUUCGCGCUCAUCGUCGCUUUUGGGAUGCUACUCCGUAUCACGGCGCAGACGAGUGAGGAGGAAGAGUUUUACCGAUAUCGACUGGGCGAAUACAGAUGGACGCUGGAAGUCAGCAGACGGCAUGCAGCGUUUUUGGGAUGGGUCGUGGAGUGUCUGGAUGUAAUGGGCAGUGUUGUACGGGGUGUGGGACUGAAAAAGCCGCCGUUGGACGAGUACAUGGCCAAGUCGAUCGCGCCCGCGAUACAGCGGACGAGUGCGGUGCGCUGGGUGGGCUUAAGAGAGCCCGAUGCGGGUGACGACGAAGGGUGCUCAUUGAGUGGGAAUAGCUCCGUGACGCGCAGGGGGUAUAACCAGUCCCUAGUGUCGUUGUCAUCGUCGACUUCGCCGGCGAUGGUGUCCCAGUUGGCUUCGCCGGCCACGUCUGUGUCGGGUGGGAGUCGACGGGGGAGUAGGAGUGGAGGGGGGCAUGGGGGAGAGCGGAGUGUGAUGAAUGUGGCGGAUUUGACAUGA
Uncinocarpus reesii 1704 is the source of this 2226-nucleotide messenger RNA. RefSeq lists its product as uncharacterized. Gene Ontology annotation, biological process: DNA-templated transcription. Gene Ontology annotation, molecular function: zinc ion binding; DNA-binding transcription factor activity, RNA polymerase II-specific; DNA binding. Gene Ontology annotation, cellular component: nucleus. NCBI's taxonomy places the organism in Eukaryota, Fungi, Ascomycota, Eurotiomycetes, Onygenales, Onygenaceae. The transcript is spliced from 2 exons. The record is from RefSeq and is a predicted model, not a curated record. The coding region runs from base 1 to 2226 and encodes 741 amino acids.